AUGACCGAUAGGUCCAACAUUGGAAUCACACAAGUCACGCAAUGGAGGGAUGAGGCUCAACAAACAUUGAAAAAGGCUCAGAAAUUGUGCACGGCUGCCCAAUUGUCAUUGGAAAAGACGCGACAAGAUUUGACUGUUCAAUUGCCUAUUGAAUUGGAUUCCGCAGAGCAUUUGCUUGAGUCGUAUCAGAGUCAGUACGAGCUUGUGGACAAACAUAUCAAAAACUUGAAACGAUUGUUGGCUGAAAAUGUGGACAGAGUGUUUGCCGACAUUGAGGGUACACUAGAGCCGAGUUUAAGGCAAUUGGACACCACCAUCACAAAAAUGAGGAGCAUCAAAGUACCCUCAUUUGUUUUAACCUCAGAGGAGAUUGCACCGAGGACGCUACUUGAUUUCAUAGCCACUGAAUCUAUUGACAUUAUGAAGGAGAACAUCAACAUAUACCGAACAAACUGCGCAAAGCUCAAGCGCUUAUUACUGGAUGAGUUUCAAAGUGGCAUCUUGAACCCAUUCCAUCUCUUUUCGACUCAACACGGUGUUAUCAAUACGGAGUUUGAUCGCUUGGGACCAAUACAAAUUGAAUACAGAACUGCUCAUGGGAACAUUCUAGAGUCAAAAGGUGUUAUGGGAACCACUCUCAAAGAAAAUCAAGCAUUAGAGAACGAGUUGGUGUCGCUUUUGCAAAUGUUAACCAAUCAUUACGAUCAGUGCAAUAAAGCGGUAGAGUUGCUCUCAUCCGAGAGUAGCAAUGUCAAUGUGAAUAUUGAAGUUUUGGCAACCGAUGCUAACGAGUUGAGUGAGGUUUUCAACGAUCUUACUUUGGUUUACGAAAUCGUAUUGACAAAUGAAUCAAAAUCAAACAAGACGUUUCAGCAAUAUAGAUCGUAUAUCGAUACGUGUGGUAGUCUCUUGAGAACGGAGAUUGCAAACAUAAGAGAGUUCAAAGUGGCUAAAUUACCCAGUUUUAUGUUGUUACUAAACGAGUCCAUUGAAGUAUUACGAACAUGUUCCAUCACUGACGUGACACCUGCGGAUUCAUCACCAUGCGAAAUUUAUUCCGAGACUAUUGAACAAUUGGUAUACCACUAUUCUCAAUUUAUUGAUAUUUUUGAAACAAAGUAUCUCACCGAAUUACACCACGAAGAAUUUAUAUAUCCAAGGAAGUUUUUGAAAAGAAUAGAUGGCUUUUUAAACGAGGAAUUGUACCGCAUGCAACUCGAGGAAACAAAUCGUAGAAGAUCAUGGCUUGCUAAAUAUGGAGAGUUUAUACCAAGAGAGUUCAAAUUGCCCGGAGAGGACGAGAUGCCCACAGUCGUGCAGGUCAUAACUGAGGGAUUGGAACGUAUACAAAAGCAAGAUGGGAUUGAAAAAUUCAACGAUGGAGCGGAAAAGCAGUUGUUAGAUUUGAUUAGAUCCUUAAAGCGGAAGUAA
Molecule: messenger RNA, 1431 nt
Organism: Lodderomyces parapsilosis
Lineage: Eukaryota; Fungi; Ascomycota; Pichiomycetes; Serinales; Debaryomycetaceae
Product: protein kinase regulatory subunit
Exons: 1
Coding region: 1-1431 (476 amino acids)
Biological process (GO): autophagy of peroxisome; piecemeal microautophagy of the nucleus; autophagosome assembly
Cellular component (GO): Atg1/ULK1 kinase complex; phagophore assembly site
Molecular function (GO): molecular adaptor activity; protein kinase activator activity
Source: RefSeq, a predicted model, not a curated record